Molecule: messenger RNA, 1960 nt
Organism: Pyrus x bretschneideri (Chinese white pear)
Lineage: Eukaryota; Viridiplantae; Streptophyta; Magnoliopsida; Rosales; Rosaceae
Product: NAC domain-containing protein 62
Exons: 5
Coding region: 37-1668 (543 amino acids)
Biological process (GO): regulation of DNA-templated transcription
Molecular function (GO): DNA binding
Source: RefSeq, a predicted model, not a curated record
CAAGGUCCAGUGCCUUGAGUUAUAAGUGGGUCUUUGAUGAGUGUUUAUGAAUUCAACUUCACUGAAAUUCUGCUUCCCCACACAAUCCAAAACACUGAUCGAGAGAGAGAGAUGGGUAGCAGCAGCAGCAUCACACCUGAAGAAGGAGAAGCAGUGCGUGUGAAUGUGAGCCGACUGCCUGGGUUCGGAUUCUGCCCCACGGAUGAGUUGCUGAUCAGGUACUACCUGAAGAACAAGAUAGAGGGGACGGACUCCCAUUUCCGCCGCAUCUUCCCUGAAAUCGAUCUCUGCAAGUACGAGCCCGGCGAUAUUCCUGCAUUCGUCCCAGAAGUUAAUGAGAAUGAGUGGGUCUUCUUCACCCGCCCCAAAUACAAGGACACCCGCUGCCCUCGCCGCGACCGGCUCACGCAUCAAGGCUUUUACAAGAUCACAGGAGAUGAGCGGGAGAUCAGGGAUGAAGAAUCCAAAGCUGCGAUUGGGAAGAAGAUUAUUCUGACCUUCCACGAAGGUCGUGGACCAAAAGCAAAGAAGUCCGAUUGGGUAAUCCAUGAGUAUUAUUGUACAAAAACUGAGGUGGGUUCUAAACCCACCAAGCAGAUGGACUUCGUCCUCUGCCGCCUGAAGAACAGGUCACCUAGUUAUAAGAAGCCGAAGGGUGAUCCAACCCGCGGCGAAUUACCUGAUUCAGGUGCUAACUCGGAAGACGAUCAAGCUGCUGGAGGUGAUGUGAUUGCAGGGCCAGUGGAACAUCUGGGAUACAAAGAGCUAGGAGAUGUUAAUAGCUCUGAGUCUCCAGAUGGUUCUUGUCUUAUAGACUAUAUUAACAUUUUGAGCUUUGAUGAUGGUGAUGAUGAAACUGGUGACGGGAAAUUCCCGGAUUUGGAUGAUCCAGCUGCAUCUGCUAGGUUUCUAGAGUUGCGGGCUGAGAUGGAAGAAAUUCUGAAUUCACCCCCUCAAACACCGCACCAGACACCACUAGAUUACCUUUCCUCUACAUUCCUGUCAUCAGGAAACAUUCAGCUGGGAGCUGUUCUGCAAGCCAAUGGCACUAGUGAUGAUUGUAAUACAAUACAAUCACCAUUUGGAGAUAAUAAUUAUUCUUAUACUGAUAAGAAUGAUAUUUUAACCUGUGAUGAAGGUGAACCUCAUAGCUUCACCGUGUCUGAUUUCGAAAAUAAAGUUGUAGAUGAUAUGUCUCAAGAGGUAUGUGUUCAGCCACAAAAGGACAUGGAUCUACUUCAGUUACAUGUCGCACAACAGUCACCAACAUACACAAAACUCGAAGAUUUUAUGGAUGCCAAUAUUUUUUAUGAUGAAUGCAUAGAGUGGCAGCCUCAAAUUGGAGAUGAAUAUUCACAUGUUAAUUGCAAGAAUAAUAUUUCAACCAAUGAUAAAAAUGAGCCGGUUAGCUGCAAUGCAUUUGAUUUGGAAAAUCAAUAUACAGAUAACAUGAUUCUGGAGCCAUGUGUUCAACCAGAAAGAUAUCUAAGAAGCGUUCUGCAUUCCGAUAUUUGUGACAACGGCUACAACAAUUGGCAACCUACAUGUUGGGAUAAAGAUUCUUAUCUUACAGAUAAGAAGAAUAUUUCAACCAAUGAUAAGGAUAAACAACAUAGCAGCAUUGCUUCUAAUUUUGAUAAUCAAGCUACGAAUAAAAGGAAGAGGUAGCUAGCAGCAAUUGAAAACAUUCUUUCAAUUUCCCAAAAAUACCUGCCUGAUGCCGUUAAUCAAGUCCUCCACGUAAUAACAUUUCAACCAAGUCGUAGUUCUCGCCUUAAUGGCAAUACUUCUAUUUGUCCUGCAGUUGUUGUUGCAUGGUUGCUGGAGUCUCUAUCAGUCUACGUAUUAUUGAUACUUAAGAUGUGAUUUUGUGUAUAAUUGGAAUGAUUAGCAAAAUAUAUGGUUGUAGUUUAAGAUCUUAAACCUUUCUAUAUAUAAGAAUAUCCUCGUGUAUUGUUUA